Molecule: messenger RNA, 780 nt
Organism: Heteronotia binoei (common prickly gecko)
Lineage: Eukaryota; Metazoa; Chordata; Lepidosauria; Squamata; Gekkonidae
Product: F-box only protein 17-like
Exons: 5
Coding region: 1-780 (259 amino acids)
Biological process (GO): SCF-dependent proteasomal ubiquitin-dependent protein catabolic process; glycoprotein catabolic process
Cellular component (GO): cytoplasm; SCF ubiquitin ligase complex
Molecular function (GO): protein binding; ubiquitin protein ligase activity
Source: RefSeq, a predicted model, not a curated record
AUGGGCCAAGCCAAGAGCCGGAGAAGAAAACCCCCCUCAGACACGACCCCCCCGAGCAGCCAAGAAAUCCAAAUCUGGAUGGACUUGACCCUCCUGCCGCAGGAGCUGCUGGUGCUGAUCCUGAGCUGGGUGCCCGGCCCGACUCUGGUGACCGUCGGCCGCCUGGUGUGCCGGGAGUGGAGGGAUCUGAUUGACGGCCCCGUCCUCUGGAAGCUCCAGGGGGAGAGAGACCCCUCCAAGCGGGAGGCUUUCCGUGCCGCCCUGGAAGCUGCCCAUCACUGCCCCCGCAUGGAGUGGGCCCGGGUGGGCGUCCUGCAGCCCUUCGGCAGGAACUUGAGCAAGAGCCGACGCAAGCUAGAUCUACAUCCACCCUGUCGGCUUGGAGUUUUGGAUACCUCGUACUUAGAAGACAACCCCUGUUGGAUAUCAUAUUUCAUUGAUUUGGUGAAGGAAGGUUUGUGGGAGGACCUCCUGGACGCCUUCCAACCGGAUAUUUUUAUCUCUGACUGGUGGGGCACCCAUGAGAAAUGCAGCUGCACCUACAACCUCUAUGUCCUCCUUCUGGCAGCAGACAGAUCCACAGUGAUCAGCAGAUUUGACACCAAAAUGGACCGUGCAGGGGAGUGGAACAUCUCGUUUCAACAGCCUUCCCACGUCUUCAGAAAAUACGGCCCUGGAGUGCGCUACCUGCGGUUUCAGCACACCUGCAAACGCCCUGAGCCACAGCACAUGGAAGCUCACCUCACCAACUCUUCCGUCUUGGUGAAACUCUCAGGGUAG